CUUUCACCGCAGCGUCUGGCCGACUCUCCGCUCCCAGGACCGCCAUGCCCCCGCAGCGAGUGUCCGCCCUGCCGCGGCAGCAGUCCCUGCUGCUGCCCGCCGUCAUCAACCCGUUCGUGCAGGACACCAAACUGUCCCGAGCAGCGAUCAUUAAAUGUGUCCUCCUGGGAAUCUUCCUGGUCCCCAUUCGCGCCAUCCUGCUGUCCCUGGUUCUCAUGGUGACAUGGCCGGUGGCCAUCAUAAUAACCUUCAAGCAUCCUCUGAAAGGAGCCGUGGAGCCAAUGACCGGCUGGCGACGGUUCAUGUGUCGGAGAUUGAUGGCCGCCCUGGGGAGGACCUACUACUUCUGCAUGGGCUUCAGAGUGGUGGUCAAGGGGAAGCAGGUCAGCAGCAUCGAGGCCCCCAUUCUGGCUGUGGCCCCCCACUCCACCUUCUUCGAUGGGAUCGUGUGCAUCGUGGCGGGCCUGCCCUCCACCGUCUCCCGGGUCGAGAACCUGGCUACGCCCAUCUUUGGCCGGUUCGUGCGCUGUCUCCAGCCAGUGCUGGUGUCCAGAAAGGACCCUGACUCCCGGAAGAAUACAAUCCAAGAGAUUGACAGCAGAGCCAAGUCAGGAGGACACUGGCCACAGGUUCUUAUCUUUCCAGAGGGAACCUGUACGAAUCGCUCAUGUCUCAUCACUUUCAAACAAGGUGCCUUUAUCCCAGGGGUCCCUGUGCAGCCUGUGGUUAUGAGGUAUCCCAACAAUCUGGACACUGUGACUUGGACUUGGCAGGGUUUCAGCUCGAAGACGCUGCUGCUUCUAACACUCUGCCAGCUGUACACCACAGUCGAGAUAGAGUUCCUGCCGCCGUAUAUUCCCUCUGAAGAGGAGAAGAAAAAUGCGCCUCUGUUUGCCAGCGGAGUGCGAGAAACUAUGGCACACGCUUUGGGAGUUCCAGUCACAGACCACACUUAUGAAGACUGCCGCCUCAUGAUCUCUGCUGGUGAACUGACUCUGCCCAUGGAGGCCGGCCUGGUCGAGUUCACCAAAAUCAGCCGUAAACUCCAUCUGAAGUGGGACAAUGUGCGGAAAGAGCUGGAGGGUUUCGCGUCCAUGGCGAGCUCCUGUAAGGGAGGACGCAUCACUAUCGAUGAGUUUGCCAGAUUCCUGAAGCUACCGGUCAGCUCUGCCCUUGAGGAGCUGUUUGCACUGUUCGACAGGAACGGCGAUGGCACGAUAGACUUCAGAGAGUACGUGAUCGGUGUGACCAUCUUGUGUCGACCAGCCAACACUGAAGAUGUUCUCCAAAUGGCUUUCAAGCUGUUUGACACAGAUGAGGAUGAGAGGAUCACCAGGGAGGAGUUCACCGCUCUGCUGCGCUCCGCUCUGGGUGUGUCCAACCUCAACAUGACCAAGCUCUUCAAGGAGAUUGACGCUGACUGCUCCGGCUUCAUCACCUUCAGUGAAUUCCAAGCCUUCGCCUCAAACCACCCGGAGUACGCCAAGCUCUUCACCACCUACCUGGAGCUCCAGAGAUAUCAAGCGAUCCAGGAGGCGACGCCAGGGGAUCUGGAACUCACCGGUCGGCCCAGUUCAGGGGAUCAACAGGAGGAGAGCACCUCGGACAAGAAAGAUGACUGAGACGGACGAUGAGCGUAAAAAUAACCUGCGUGACUGUGCUGAGGGACAGACACUGUACCGACUGCACUGAGAUGGAAAAGGCAGCAAACUUGAGUCAGUUGCCUCGGCGGAGCCUUUUCAUUGAUGUGGUUUAUUGAAUACUUCUAUUUUCAAUUUUAGUGCCUUAUAGAGAUUUAAAAAAACUCCCCAAGUCAUUGCACAACAAAUGUCUUAUGGCCAGAGGCUGAUAUUGCUUAUACUGUUUGUGUGCGUGCGUGUUUGCGUACAUGAGUGUGUGUGUGUGUGUGUGUGUGUGUAUUCUACGUUUCCUUUUAGAAAAAAAUUAAAAAAUUAAGAGUUAGUUAAGGUCGAAAUGAAAACUCUGUGUUUCGGUGACCUGUGUAAAACCUGCAGUCUUUAUAGUGGUAAUGUUAAUAACAGUGUUUUACGGUAUAUACUUCAGUAUAUCUUACUCAUUGUAAAAACUGCCUCACCAUCUUUUCCACUUGGAUGCACCACUCUCCGUAGCCUGAGCUUUCCACUCACUUGCUUGGACUUACAUGAACUUAGCGUUGUGUACCUUUGUCCUUUGUCUUUGUGGUUUAAUGUAAAUGAGCAGAGAAAUUGCCAAACACAACAAACACUGUUUUAAACAAAAGCGAGGAGUCCUCGUGCUUCUGUGUUUCUGUAUAAUUAGCGUAGAGUAAGUUUUAUUAAGAUCUUUCUAAUCUGGCUACACGCAGUUGCUCCGCAGAGCAUACAUGCUGCGUGUUACACUUUUUUUGCCCAGCGCUCAGGGACACAGACCUUGUAAGGCGGCUGUAUAAUUAGCCAGAGGUUUGCUUUGCAUGUGUACCCAUUUGCAUUUCCACUGAAUACGGUUUUGCUGAGGCAGCAGUGCGUCUGUGUGGCUUUAGGUUUACUAAAGCAAAUCAAGCAAUGAAAAUAGGGCAAUUUGUGAGCAAAAAGGCAACAGUGCUUCUUCACAACAGCAUAUUCCAGCGGGGUAUGCUUUCAGAUUAACUAGCACCACUGUUACUUAUUUAGCAAACAGGGUGCGUUGCAAUUAUGUGAUUGUUUAUUUUUUUCUUCUCCUUUUCGCCAAGUUUGCUUUUUAGAAUAAAACAAGAGAACAAUUUUAA
Molecule: messenger RNA, 2743 nt
Organism: Pleuronectes platessa (European plaice)
Lineage: Eukaryota; Metazoa; Chordata; Actinopteri; Pleuronectiformes; Pleuronectidae
Gene: lpcat2
Product: lysophosphatidylcholine acyltransferase 2
Exons: 14
Coding region: 45-1622 (525 amino acids)
Cellular component (GO): endoplasmic reticulum
Molecular function (GO): calcium ion binding; 1-acylglycerophosphocholine O-acyltransferase activity
Source: RefSeq, a predicted model, not a curated record